Molecule: messenger RNA, 3914 nt
Organism: Ziziphus jujuba (common jujube)
Lineage: Eukaryota; Viridiplantae; Streptophyta; Magnoliopsida; Rosales; Rhamnaceae
Product: pentatricopeptide repeat-containing protein At4g02750-like
Exons: 1
Coding region: 208-2286 (692 amino acids)
Biological process (GO): RNA modification
Molecular function (GO): protein binding; RNA binding
Source: RefSeq, a predicted model, not a curated record
AGAAUAUUUUCAAUAAGAUUAAAACAUUCAUACAAUUUUAGUCAAUGAAAUGUUCCAUAAACUAUUUAUAGAGUAAUAAAUUUCCUUAUUAGGAUUAAUUAAAUAAAAAAGUGCAUAAAAGUUUUCGCUCAUUUUACAGCAUGUAUUUUUGGCUUUUAUUUUCUUUCCCUCCGGUCCACGGCCAAGAGGUGCAUAGACUGAUGGAGCAUGUUCUUCACUCCUCACCAUACCCAUGCACUCAAACUCAUCCAAACUCUCUCUCUCAGACUCCCAAAACCACUUUCUACUGCCACCACGAAGUUCUGUAUACAAAGCCAUGCUUCAGCUACUCUUCCUGACCUGAAGCCUCUCAACUCCAAGAUCACUAGCUACAUGCGAAAUGGGCUUGUCGAUCAGGCCCAGAAGCUGUUCGACGAAAUGCCUCGGCGAAACACCGUCACUUGGAAUGCUAUGAUCAGGGGAUAUUUUCUUAAUGGGGAUACCGAAAACGCAAUAUAUUUGUUUGAACGAAUGCCCGAGCGUGAUGUGUUCUCGUAUAACACAACUAUUGCCGGGUUGAUGCAAUUCGGAGAUGUUGAUGGUGCUGAAGGAGUCUUUAAAGGGAUGAUAUUUAGAGAUGUUGUUACGUGGAAUUCGAUGGUUGCGGGGUAUAUUCGUAAUGGGAUGAUUGAUGAGGCGGUAUGGGUAUUUGAUGGGAUGCCGUUGAAGGAUGUGGUUUCUUGGAACUUGGUGGUUGGUGGACUUGUGAACUGUGGAGAAUUUGAUUUGGCUGAAGGGUAUUUCAAAAGAAUGACUACUCGGGAUGUUGCUUCUUGGACUAUAAUGGUUUCAGGGCUUGCGAGAGCAGGAAGGGUUUUUGAAGCCCGUGAGCUUUUUGAAGCCAUGCCUAUGAGAGAUAUCCAAGCUUGGAAUGCAAUGCUGGUUGGCUAUAUAGAACAUGGACGCAUCGAAAUUGCAGAAGUUUUAUUUCAUAAGAUGCCCAAACGGAAUUUCGAUUCUUGGAUAGUAUUGGUUAAUGGGUUGGUAAAAAGUAAAAGAGUUAAUGAUGCCAUGAAGCUUUUCAUCGAAAUGCCACAGAAACGCCAAACAACAUGGAACUCAAUACUUGUGGAGUUAACGAGAAAUGGGCUCAUCAGGGAGUCUCAUGCAUUCCUGGAGAAAUUCCCUUGCACAGAUGUUGUGUCAUGGACAAAUAUUCUUGUUGGAUAUUUCAAAAUCGGAGAGGUUGGCUGUGCGAUUAAACUCUUUGGGUUGAUGUCAAUUCGAGAUGCAACUGCAUAUAAUGUAACAAUAUUUGGAUUAGGUGAAAACGAUCAUGGUGAAGAAGGUGUAAAACUUUUUAUUAGAAUGAAAGAAUCAGGCCCAUCCCCAGAUGAGGCUACUUUUACAAGUAUUUUGACAAUCUGUUCAGACUUGCCAGCCCUACACCUUGGUAGACAAACUCAUGCACAGGUUGUAAAAGCAGGAUUCAAUAAUUUUCUUGCAGUUUCUAAUGCCAUGGUUACCAUGUAUACAAGAUGUGGAAACAUGGAUUCUGCUUUGUUAGAAUUCUCUUCCAUGCUAACCCAUGAUAUCAUAUCUUGGAAUUCUAUAAUCUGUGGAUUUGCUCACCAUGGGAAUGCAGAAAAAGCUUUGGAGAUGUUUGAACAAAUGAGAUCAAAAGAUGUCAUACCCAAUCAUAUAACCUUCAUCGGUGUUCUAUCUGCUUGUAGCCAUGCUGGAAUGGUGGACCAGGGCAGGUAUUUCUUUGACAUCAUGAGAUACGAGUAUUUUCUUCAGCCAACGAGUGAACAUUAUACUUGUUUAGUUGAUUUGCUGGGGAGAUUUGGCCUUAUAGACGAGGCAAUCAAUAUUUUAGAUCAAAUAAGAGCAGAUGGAAUUGAAGUUCCUGGAAGUGUUUGGGGGGCAUUACUCGGGGCCUGUAGAAUCCACAGGAAUAUUGAAAUUGGCAAGAUUGCUGGGGAAAGGAUUUUGGAUGUAGAGCCUGAUAAUUCUGGUGUGUAUUUAAUUUUGGCAGAAAUGUAUCUGCGUUGUGGAAGAAGGAAAGAUGCAGAAAGAAUUUGGACCAGAAUGAAAGAAACAGGAGUCAAAAAGCAGCCAGGGUGCAGUUGGGUUGAGCUAAACAACAGUGGCCAUGUAUUUCUUUCAGGAGAUAGUUCGCAUCCCGAGUUUGAAAGGAUCAAUUCUCUCCUAGAGUUGAUGCAUAUGGAGAUAGAGACUAAGAUUUCAAAAUCAAAACUUACUUCUUCUCAGCAACUACAAACUUCACUGGUAUGUUAUGAUUGAGAUUUUAUUGUUAUCUUCUGAAAUGGAGAGUCGCUUAAAUAUAAAAUCUACCUUUCUUAUCCCUUGAAACAAUGGAGAUAUAAAAACUAAAUACUCAGCGAUGAAAAUUUCCUAAGUAGAAAGAAAAAACCCCAGAAGGAAACUGGACAAAAAUUAUUCUUAUGCAGAAGCUGAAUAUAAAAUAUUGAUUCUGCAAAUUCUAUCAUGUGAAAUAAAAUUACAAUGAAGCAAACGCUAACAACGCUCUGUAUCAGUAUAUUCCAUCAAGUAUGAGCACUUGAUAUAAUGGCAAUUACAAAAAACAAACACUCAAAUUCUAAUAGAGCUUGGUUUCCCGGUUCUAGGAUUUCGUCUCUGACUCGGAACUGUUACAGCUGAUGCUUUUUUGCCUUUAAGAUUGCUCUUAUCCGGAACCUCCUUGGACUUUUUCAUGUUCAUAGAAUUUUCUGCUGUCCGGCUUGGGAUAACCUUACGUAGUGCAUGCCUAUUUUGAAUUGUCUUACGAUUCUUCAAAACCGAUGGCCUUUCUGUUUUGACUCUGUUUUUAUUCCCAAUAACUACAUCAUUAUCUGAAACGAAAAAUGCCCAAAUGGAAUGUGUUAAGCAUCCCUCAUAGUAAAUAAUUAAAACCCAAUAGUUGAACCAAAUCAUAUAUCUAACAGAUGGACCAAUUAGGCAGAUACAUGCUGAUGGAACUAUAAAGGAAACAUUUAUAAAGCAAUUCAAGGCACCACGUUGCAGACUUUGAUUUAAGAAGCAACAAUUUUAUAGUCAUAUAAACACAAUGGUUUCCAAAACAACUCUCAUACUCGGACUUGAUAAUACAGCCCGUGGCCGAGGUAUCGAACUCGCUCCAAUAUUUUGUUGAUUAUCCUCUUCAAAUUUCUCGUUUUUCUUCUCUGCUUCUGCCAAAGAAGAAGAUUCAGAUUUCGGGACUGUAAGAUAUCUUAAUACAUAUAGGGAGUUCAAUUUUGUUGAUAAUCAUAUGAAGUUGAAUACAUAUAGGGAGUUCAAUUUUGUUGAUAAUCAUAUGAAGUUGAAACCAAACUUUCAGGUACAGAAAUUGUUGGUAUAGCUACACUCGGCAUGUAAGAUUUUGGAAUUUUUGCAAUGGAUGGUGGAGAAACAUCUUCGUUCUGCUCCUCAACUGCAAAUCAUAUAUAAAACAGAACCUAUUAUUAUAUAACACAUAAAACAGAAAAAUGGUUUGAAGAGAAGAUUGAAGAGAAGAUUGAUAUGGGAUUUUAGAUAUAGAUUAAACAUUCCAUCAUAGAGCAUAAACAAAAUGAUUCUACUUAAAUGGCUCGGUUUGCAAUUGUUUAGCAAAGAGAGGAGAAAAAAAAAAAAAAAAAAGGCCCUUGUUUGCAAUUAGCAAAAUUAAAGACCCACAGGAAUUAUCAAGAAUUAAUCAGUUGUCUGUGUUUACGUGAAGUAACAAUACUAUCAUGCUAACAAUCAUGAAAGUGAGACGAGAAACUUGGACAUCUCAAUUAAACAGUUGAUAAAAAACAGGCAGGUUCAUCUGGUUAUUGCUCAAUAAAAAUUAAUAAAUUUGAGGAAGAAAAAAUAAACCCAGCCAAGAUAUUUCGAAAGUAAAUCAAAAGAAAAAAAAAAAAAAAAAACUAAAA